Triplophysa rosa is the source of this 1884-nucleotide messenger RNA. RefSeq names its product inka box actin regulator 1b (gene inka1b). Gene Ontology annotation, molecular function: protein serine/threonine kinase inhibitor activity; protein kinase binding. Gene Ontology annotation, cellular component: nucleus. Lineage: Eukaryota; Metazoa; Chordata; Actinopteri; Cypriniformes; Nemacheilidae. The record is from RefSeq and is a predicted model, not a curated record. Bases 817 to 1761 code for a protein of 314 amino acids. The transcript is spliced from 3 exons.
AAUGUCAACAGAUCAGAAACGCUUGGUUUUAAUUCUCCCUCUGUGAUUGGUUAGCUGAAUGACGCGCUCGCUUAUUGGUUGAGCGCGUGCUGUCGGAAACUGACAGCGCUCAAAAGCGCUCGGCGCUCACGCAUAUGUGCAUUGACUCUGUCAGAGAAGACACUUCUACCGCUGGAGCGUUUAUCAUUGAUGUGGACUACUUUAUCAAUCUUGUACAUUUUAACACAGUCAGGGAAAACUGACAAUAUACUACGACCGAAGUCAGCAAACGAAAACUAAACAUGAAGAAAGUUAUAUAGAGAUUUCAAGCUUCACAAGGAAGCACAGAUUGUCGUUGUCAAAAAAUGAUGUUAUUCCCCUUAUGGACCACAACAAUCCCUUUCAAUCAUGAACUUGAAGUGGGGGAUGCAUGACCAGAGUUUGGGCCAGGAAGUGACUCGUCUCAUUUUCCUGUUCCCACAAUCUGUCCGGAUGCAUCCUGAGUACAUCAUACUUCGACUAUUCUCCCCUGAGAUGAGCUUAUGGAUCGUGGAUUUGUUUUUCUCCCCCUCGUUGUGUGCAGUCGUUCUUGUGAUGGAUCCAAACUACUGGGAUAGCUCGGGUCAACUCGGGACUUGUUUGAUAUCCCUGCUCCAAGUGUUGCUUUCCAAGACCAUUAUUUUUCCUGGACUCAACACUAUGGUUGUGUCCAAACAUUGAAAAAUCGUGUACCAAUCCAACUUUUGUUGGCAGUACCUCUACUGUCUGUAAUAUCUUGCUCAAAGCUAAAUUGAUUCAUGACUGUCCGUUAUUUUGAAUGAUUGUGAAAAAGUUUGUAUGCAAAUCAAAUCAAAUAUAAUCCAUCAAAAUAACGAAUUUUUUGAUUUCUCUUUUCUCCAGCUGUGUGUUCGCAACUCCGGUGACUGUUUCCGGGACCAGAUGCGAUACAUGAUGAGAUCCCUGCAGGAUCUAAAGCAGAUAAGAGAACCCGCCGAUCAACCAAAAUGCUCUUAUGUGACCCGAGCCCAACAAAAAAGGGUACAACAGCGAGAACACCUCAGCCGCCUGCGGAUGUCCGACGUCAGCGAUGCUAGCACCUACGAUUCGGCCUGCUGCUUGGCCAGCCCUUUGGAGGAAGAAGAAGAUGAAGCUGCCGUGGGCCAUCUGCCUCAGGGAUCCCCCAGCAGUGUAAAAAGUCUGGAGUUUGAUUCCGGGUAUUCAGAAGCAUCGUGGCAGGAUGAGGGCGUCGUGUUGAGACGGACGAGGAACGUACGAGUUUCAUCAUCUGCGUGUGUGCGUACCAACCGAAUCCGACCCAAAUCGACAUCGGACGCCUGCCUUGAGCGCUGGACUUCGUUUGAGGCCAGCGAUCCUGAGGACUGGACUACGUCUUUGUUAACCAGGGGGCGUAAUAGGCAACCUCUGGUUCUUGGGGACAACAGCUUUGCGGACCUUAUUAAAAAUUGGAUGGACCUUCCGGAAUGUCCAGAUUCGGCCGAACUCAAACCAAACGUCAGACGUAAAAUAGCUAAGGACUUUUUGGUUAACAUGCGGAGGAAACUAACAGGGAUGUCAAAGGGAAUAGAGGAGAGGGGGAGAGCUGUAGAGCCGUGCUUUAAACGCAUGUCGUGCCCUGUUGGCUUUCAGCCUCCUAAACCAUUUUUUCACCAGUCCCACACAAGUUUGCACCAAGCGGGAACGGACUUUUACCAGUUCAGUGCUCUUAUGAAGACAGGAAGUCGACAGCCAAUCAUUUGCAAUGACAUCAUUGGAUAUAUCUGAGGGGUUUGUUAUAUAUAAACGCACUCAACCUCUCAGAUUGCUUGGAAUAUCCUAUAAUAGGAGAUUGUGGACUUUUUCAUUUUCUACAGUAUGCUUGUAUUUGUUAAUAAAUAUUGCCAUGAA